This is a messenger RNA of Cheilinus undulatus (humphead wrasse), 585 nucleotides long. Its product is annotated as pleckstrin homology-like domain family A member 1. The transcript is spliced from 3 exons. The coding region runs from base 33 to 353 and encodes 106 amino acids. The record is from RefSeq and is a predicted model, not a curated record. NCBI's taxonomy places the organism in Eukaryota, Metazoa, Chordata, Actinopteri, Labriformes, Labridae.
CAUUACCCCACCCCCUGCUGCAGCGCCAGCCAAUGCCCUACCUCCUGCAUCAGUGCAAGCCCUGCCCCCAGAUUCUACACAAGCCCCGCCCCAAGCACCUGCACAGGUCCAAGCCUUACCCCCAGCUUCUGCACAAGUCCAAGCCCCAACUCAAGCAGCUGGCCCCCCAGCAGCUGAAGUCCAAGCCCAGCUGCCGACAGAGACCCCGCCCCCACCAGCCCCAACACCUUCACCUGCACCCUCCCCUGCCCCCCCACAGACUCCAGAGCCUGACAGACGCUCAGCCACACCUGGAGGGACCAGGAAAGAAGUCACAUGGGAGGACCAGCAGAAGAAAACAGCCAAUGGUAUAGUACCACCUUUUAGCCCCUCCCAUCCUCAAACACUGGUAGAAAGUUCCCUCUGCAGAGUUUGUGAUAACAACUAGAGAUGAGGACUGGAUCACUAUAGUUGGUAAAGUAGCAUGCCAAAUAUGGAUAUCCUGUUAGUAACAAGACCUGCCAAUCAUCCACCUAUCCAAUAAACAUCCACCAGUACAUCAUUUAUUGAGUUUUGGUUGUAAAUAACUCCUCCUCUUUAAUCCAU